This is a messenger RNA of Choloepus didactylus (southern two-toed sloth), 1445 nucleotides long. RefSeq names its product chromosome 3 C4orf17 homolog (gene C3H4orf17). The transcript has 10 exons. The coding region runs from base 353 to 1345 and encodes 330 amino acids. The record is from RefSeq and is a predicted model, not a curated record. Lineage: Eukaryota; Metazoa; Chordata; Mammalia; Pilosa; Megalonychidae.
AUUUUCCAUCUGUACUAGAAGCACAUUCUUUCAGUCAUAGGAUGUACUGACUGGGACAUAACAAGGCCAAGGAGGUGGUGGCCCCACCUGAAUAGGAAUCAUCUGGGACCAAGUAGAUCUGGUCAACAAUGAACAGGGCAUCCUCUCUCCACCCUACACAUUCUGUCUAUGACAUAAGGUAUCCUGCUCUGAGGCCAGAGGGUCUGAGCACAUCUGGAAGUGAGGCUAAUCGGUGCAGUAGACCCCAAGAAUUUCUGUGCCAGCAGUGCAGAGUGGGAAACCAACACCCCAUGAACACGAACCUCAAAUCCCGACCACUGCUCUUCCGUUUGGGAGCAAAGGCCACUCUAUUAUGGAUAGAAAUGGAAGCUGUUUUCUAGUCAGGCACACUCCUCAUCCCAGACGCGUCUGCCACAUAAAAGGUUUGAAUAACAUUCCGAUCUGUACCGUGAAUGAUGAUGAGUACUCAUUCAGAACGCUCUGGAGUGCCAGCCAGUUGAACCACUUGGAGAAUGAAGAGGCGCGCAGUAACCCACCCAGCAUCGCACCCGUGGAGAGCCCCAUCAGAGGAGUCUCGCCAGCCCCAAACAAAGUGAAAGUGCCCCCAAGGCCUCAUUCCGAGCCCUGUAGAAAAAUCAAGGAGUGCUUCAAAACUUCCUGUGAGAAUCCGUUAGUAAUUAAAAAGGAAGAAAUUAAGGCAAAAAAUCUGCCAUCACCUCCAAAGGCAUGUUCUAGUGCUGGUUCCUGUUUUUCAGAAGUAAUGAGCACCCAGACUGGCAUUAAAGAGAACACUGUUUGCAUACCAAACUAUCUGGAUCAGGAAAUAAAAAUCCUGGCAAAGCUCUGUGACAUUUUACAUACUGACUCUCUGGGGGAGGUUCUACAGUGGCUGCUUCAUGCAAGUUCAAAAGAAAAAGAGUGGGUUUCAGCUUUGGUUCAUUCAGAACUGGCUGAGAUAAACUUGUUGACUCGCCACCGACGAAACACCUCAACAGAACAAGCAGCCGGGACUGGGAAGCCAUCCACAGUUAAACCAUCCCCAAAUCUACCCACAAAAUCGAAAGUGCUGACCAAACCUAAAGAAGGACAUCAACCAGCCAGAGUGUCAAGUCAAGGAUCUGAUGGAAAUAAGGAAGUACCAAAAGAGACUGAGCACAAGCCCCCACUGUUCAUAAGAAGAAAUAAGAUGACAAUACCUGUUGCAGAAUAUUUCAGCAUACCAAAGUCUCCUCCCAGGCCUAAAACUCAGGAAAGCACAUCAAGAAAACCAAUGUUACCAAGGAGUACACAAGGAAACAAUCUUUGUCCUCAAAAAGCAUUUCAUCCUUUUACAUACCAAAGGUAGAAAUUUUAGUCUGGGCUAAUUCUGUCUUAUUAAACUUUGGCUUCACUUUGUUACAACAUCUAGUUGUUUUUGCAAAAAAAUAUUGUUGGUAUCAGGAAUC